Molecule: messenger RNA, 861 nt
Organism: Talaromyces rugulosus
Lineage: Eukaryota; Fungi; Ascomycota; Eurotiomycetes; Eurotiales; Trichocomaceae
Exons: 1
Coding region: 1-861 (286 amino acids)
Source: RefSeq, a predicted model, not a curated record
AUGUCGCUGUCCAGGAGCUGCCGGACUGCCCGUGUGCAGGCCCGCAGCUUCUCCGUGUCUUCAAAGCUGCGUGUCGGACCAGAGUCUCCCAACUACAUCGAAAUCCCGCGGACUUUGCAACCCGAUCUUCCUUCGAAGCCCAAGGUCAAGGGUACUCUGCCCGUGCCUCGCGAGAUAUUUCCCCCUCGCCGUGCCGACAAGCCGACCUGGACAUACAUCACAGCGGCCACCCUCGAGCCCAAGGAGAACCCGGUUAAGGCGGACGGUCCUCACGCCGAAGCCAUUGAAUGGAAAAAUAAGAUGGCAGAGUUACGGAGAGCCAAUCUCAGAGAGGGAUUGGUUGAAUUGUAUCAAAGGAAACUGAACACAGAUGCUUUCAUGACGCGGCGCAGCGCUGCGAAACAAGCCCGCAGGCAGCGUGUGUUCGACCAGCCACCGCGAGAGGAUGAGCGCUUGACACGACCGACUGUUGUGAAAGCCAUGGAACCCACGCAGGGAACCGUUCUUUCGGAUCCCAACCGAGAGAAACGUAUCACGGUGUCCCGGCAGCGAGUCCUCGCAAAACAACGGGUGAAAUCGGAAAUCCGCCAAGAAGAUCUCCAUACCCUAUACAUGAACGCCCGUACAUUCAUCACCACAGAAGCCCAACUCGACAAAGAGAUUGAAACCAAGUUCAGCGAAGACGGCGGAAGAGAAUGGGAUUCCGAUAGCGGUGCAGGAAACAAUGUAUGGGCCAAGGGGGCUCCUCCAAGUAUCCAGGAUAUCGUCCGGAACCAAACCACGAGCGAUGCUGGCAGGUGGAGAGUCGAGCAAGAAAGAAUGCGCAAAGUGGUCGAAGAGCUUACUGGAGGAAAGAUCUGA